AUGCCGGAGUCUAGAAGAAACAUCCCAAACAUCAUAAUCACCGGAACCCCAGGAUGUGGGAAAUCGUCCCAUUCACAAUCCUUGGUAGACCAGUUGAAUAGAGGGUUUGCUAAAGAAACAACCAUCAAGUUCAAGCAUUUUGAUGUCAGCGCAUUUGCAAAGGACAAAGAGUGUCUUGAAUCAUACGACAAGAACCUUGAUACGCAUGUGGUAGAUGAAGACAAAUUGUUGGAUGAGUUGGAGCCAGAAUUAGAAAAAGGCGGCGCUAUUGUCGAUUGGCAUUGCUGUGAAAUAUUUCCAGAACGAUUGAUUGAUCUUGUUGUUGUAUUACGAACAGAUAACUCAAAACUACAUGAAAGAUUAACAAAGAGGAAUUACAAGGAUAACAAGAUACAGGAGAAUUUGGACUGUGAAAUAAUGGAGGUGAUUUUAACGGAGGCAAGAGAGAGUUACAUACCUGAAAUUGUUAUCGAGUUGAGAAGUGAUGAGGCUGAAGAUUUGGAUGAAAAUGUGGACCGAAUCAGUUCGUGGGUUGAAAAUUGGAUUGAAGACCAUCCAAGGGGAGUGACCAACGAAUUACAGAAUGCGGAUGGUGAAGCUCACGACAGUGACGAAGAAGAAGAGGAAGAAGAAGACAAUGAGGAUGGAGAGUUGGUGACAAGUGGCGAAGAAGACUACUCACCCGUUCCAGACAAUGAAGAAGAUUCUGAUGAUGCACUUGCUAGUUACCAUGACUCAGAAGACCCCGCCACAGUUGAAGAUGGGCUCACGAAUCAACAAAAGUAUGAUCUCGAGCAGAAGGAACAAGAUGAUGCAGAAGUGCUUAAUGAAGAGGAUGAAGAAACCAAUGAGUACGUGGAGCACCAAGAGGAUGUGUCAGAGUAG
Messenger RNA from Lodderomyces theae, 885 nucleotides. RefSeq names its product nucleoside-triphosphatase (gene HBR1). The transcript has a single exon. Gene Ontology annotation, molecular function: ATP binding; AMP kinase activity; ATP hydrolysis activity. The coding region runs from base 1 to 885 and encodes 294 amino acids. NCBI's taxonomy places the organism in Eukaryota, Fungi, Ascomycota, Pichiomycetes, Serinales, Debaryomycetaceae. Gene Ontology annotation, cellular component: cytoplasm; nucleus. The record is from RefSeq and is a predicted model, not a curated record.